Messenger RNA from Mangifera indica (mango), 2377 nucleotides. Its product is annotated as protein ACCELERATED CELL DEATH 6-like. The transcript is spliced from 6 exons. NCBI's taxonomy places the organism in Eukaryota, Viridiplantae, Streptophyta, Magnoliopsida, Sapindales, Anacardiaceae. Gene Ontology annotation, molecular function: protein binding. The record is from RefSeq and is a predicted model, not a curated record. Bases 96 to 2249 code for a protein of 717 amino acids.
GUAUGCUUGAUUAAGGUCUUUCUUGACUUGAGCGUGUGAAGCACUUCAACGACUGGAGCUUCAAGUGAGGUAACAGAGUUCUCCACUUCAAGCAAAUGGGCACAGGAGACGAGUUGCGCAGUACAAACGAGCUUUAUCGGGCAGCCCUGAACAACGAUUGGGAAUCUGUGAAGAAAUUCUACCAGAAAAAUGUUGGUUCGCUGUUAUUUCCUGUAACGGCCUCCAUGGACAAUGCAUUUCACUUGGCGGUGUUCAGCAAGAGUAAAGAUCCGCUUCAAUUUUUACUUGAUAUUUCCAAAGAACAUUCUAUGGUAAGGCAUGGCUAUUUAGAAAAAAAUGGCAAUGGGAACACACCUCUUCAUGAGGCUGCAGCCAAUGGGAACCUGGAGGCCGUAGAGGCUUUGGUCGGACAUCAUCGGAAGCUCCUCGAGGAAGAUAUUGAAGAUCCACCUAGGGAAAAGCUCCAAGAGGCUGUGAAUGAGGAUAAAGAAACCCCGCUUUUUCUUGCUGCUGCAUUUGGGAAAACAAAGGUGGUGAAGUCUUUAGCUGAAACAUCAUUUGAAUCUCACAAAAGAUUAAUAUACCAAGAAGAAAAAGGAAGGACUGAAGAAGAAAAAUAUUCUAAGCUUAAAAAUAUUCACCGCCAAAACAUACGCUCCAUCAAGGUAAAGCCCAAACCUAAAGCCUCCAAUGAACUGCCUCGUGCCAUUCAAGGUGAAAUGAUAUCAGAGCCAGAGCCUGAUGCCUCCAUUCUGCACGUUGCCAUCACAGAGCCUGGUGCCAUCAAAGGAGAAACAUCCAUAAAAAAGCCUGAUGCCUCCAUUCUGCACGUUGCCAUCACAGGCCGCCAUUUUGAAACGGCUCUAUAUUUACUGAAGAUGGAUGAAUCGUUAGCAGCACUCAAAAACCUAGAUGGCCAGACCUCUCUUCACCUACUAGCAACCAUGCCCUCAGCUUUCGAAAGUGGAUAUCAAUGGGGCAGAUUGUUCUACAGAUUCAUAUAUUUCUGCCUUCCAGUCGGUGACAAUGCAGAUGAUGGUAAAAAAGCUGCUACAAAAAUUUCAAAAGGGUGGCUUAAAUUACGGCUUAAAUUACUGGAAAAAAUCUGUGCACUAGUAAGGGGUGACAUCUUGGAAGAAAAGAGAAAGCAUAAACUUGCUUUCAAACUAGCGGGGACACUGAUAAAAAAAUAUUCUUCUUGGGAUGAAAUCAUUCCGUUUGAUAAAGACCACUCUUCAGAAGGAGAUUAUGAGCCAAUCCCGUUAUUCCUGGCGACUGAAAACGGAAUAGUAGAAAUUGUGAACAAGAUACUGGAAGUAUGUCCCCAGCUAGUUGAGCAUUGCAAUGAUCUGGGUCAGAACAUACUGCAUGUGGCAAUUAAGCACCGUCAAUAUGAAAUCUUCAAUCAUGUGAAAAAUAUGGAAAUACCAAUGACAAAGUUAGUCCGAAAGGUUGACAAAAAUGGCUACACCAUCUUACACCAUGCUGCAGACAUGAGGCGAGAGACUACAAAGCGUCACCUAGCAGGACCUGUAUACCAACUCCAGGAAGAGAUAAAGUGGUACAAACGUGUAAAGGAGAUCACGCCCGCCCACUACGUCAUGUUUCGCAGCAAGAACGGAAAGAAGACUGGCGACGAGCUAUUCAAUUUGAAGCACAAUAAACUACUCGUGCAAGCAGAGACUUGGCUAAAAGGCACUUCUCAGUCUUGCUCUGCAGUGUCUGCUCUCGUUGCUACAGUGGUCUUUGCAGCUGCGUACACUGUGCCUGGAGGUUCUAAUAAACAGGGGUAUCCAAUUUUGCUCAACAGCACUCUCUUCUUGCUUUUCACAGUCAUGGACGUUAUUGCUUUGGCCAGCUCCUUAACCUCCGUUGUAAUGUUCUUGUCCAUCCUCACAUCUUCUUAUAAGUAUGAUGAAUUCGUCCACGAACUCCCCCAUAAACUCACAAUAGGCUUCACCUUGCUCUUCAUUUCAUUGGCUGCAACAAUGAUUGCAUUCGCAGCAACAUUAUUGCUCAUAGUUCGUUUGGAAAAGCCACAUUGGACCACCACUCUCAUUUAUACUUCUGCAUUUUUUCCUAUCAGCAUAUUUGUGCUAAUUAAUUUUCCCAUGUAUGCUGCAUUUGAGAAUACUUUGCUCAAGUUGUAUCGUAGAUUGUUUAAGAUUUGGCGUGUCAGCUUCCAGACAGCGUUCCUUUGCAGACGAAGCAGCUCCCAAACAAACCGAAUCGCACACGAAGCAGCUUGAGAACGAUGGUCAAUUGUCAGAGGAGACUGUUAACGAUAAUAAGCCCGAGCUCCCAGUCUGACAUUUAUGUUAGUUGAGGCUGAUAAGUGUAUAAGACAUUACAAACUAGUAUGACCCUGUUUUCAUUA